Molecule: messenger RNA, 2367 nt
Organism: Pygocentrus nattereri (red-bellied piranha)
Lineage: Eukaryota; Metazoa; Chordata; Actinopteri; Characiformes; Serrasalmidae
Gene: glipr2
Product: GLI pathogenesis-related 2
Exons: 13
Coding region: 235-1821 (528 amino acids)
Cellular component (GO): extracellular region
Source: RefSeq, a predicted model, not a curated record
GUGUGUGCGUGUGUGUGUGUGUGUGUGUGAGAGAGAGAGACUUAAAGGCAGUUUCUUCAGUGCGCAGUUCCUUCACAGAAGAGGGAGGUGCAUUGUACUGCAGAUAAAUAGUUCCUCUGCGUGCAUGCAGGAAGAGAGAGCACAGUGAGAGAGGAACUGAGAAGGAACGAAAGACAGGAAGGACCAUUUACUCCACCGUGUGCACUGACAGCAGCUUUGGAAGGUACAUCAAGAAUGGCAGGCAGCAGCUUUGAGAGGGAGUUCCUGCAGGCUCACAACACUUACCGCAAGCAGCAUGGUGCCACACCCCUCACUAUUAACCGUGAUUUGUGUCAUUCUGCCCAAGCAUGGGCAGAGCACCUGUUGUCAAUCAAAACUCUCAAGCACAGCAAAGCUGACUAUGGAGAAAACCUGUAUUAUACUUGGAGCUCAAUGCCCAAAACCCUUAAAGGGUGUGAGGCAGUGGACAGCUGGUACAGUGAAAUUAAAGACUACAACUUUAAGAAACCUGGAUUCACCUCUGGAACAGGCCACUUUACUCAGGUGGUAUGGAAGGACACCAAGGAGGUGGGCUUUGGGGUUGCCACAGAUGGUGCUGCAAUCUUUGUGGUGGGCCAGUACCUUCCAGCAGGCAACAUCACCAACCCUGGCUAUUUUGAGAAGAAUGUCUUACCAUCAAGUUCCCCUGUAGACAUAAAGUCAAUCACCUCUGGUCCAGCAGGUGGCAGUGGACAAGCACUUGGUGGACUCAGUAUUCAGUCUAACAAGAUUCCAUCGCAAUCUGGCCUUGCUGAAAAAGGAUCAUCAGGGAACAAGAACAGCAGCUUUGAGAGGGAGUUCCUGCAGAUUCACAACACUUACCGGAAGCAGCAUGGUGCCCCACCACUCACUAUAAAUCAUGAUUUGUGUCGCUCUGCCCAAGCAUGGGCAGAGAACCUGCUGUCAAUCAAAACUCUCAAGCACAGCAAAGCUGACUAUGGAGAAAACCUGUAUUACACUUGGAGCUCAGUGCCCAAAACCCUUACAGGGCGUGAGGCAGUGGACAGCUGGUACAGUGAAAUUAAAGACUACAACUUCAAGAAGCCUGGAUUCACCUCUGGAACAGGCCAUUUUACUCAGGUGGUAUGGAAGGACACUGAGGAGGUGGGGUUUGGGCUGGCCACAGAUGGUGCUGCAAUCUUUGUUGUGGGCCAAUACCUUCCAGCAGGCAACAUCACCAACCCUGGCUAUUUUGAGAAGAACGUCCUACCAGCAGGUUCCACUGUAGACCUUAAAUCAACAAACACGGGUCCAGUAGAUGGCAUUGGACAAGCAUUUGGUGGACUCAGCAUUCAGUCAAACAAGACUGAAAAAGGUGACGAGAGUAAGAAUUUGGUUCAGUUCCCAAGCCAACUGUUGGCGGCAAUGAACCAUUACCGUCAGCGCCAUGGGGUGCACCCUCUCUCACAGUGCCCUGUCCUCUCUAAAGAGGCAAAGGAAUGGGCAGCUCACCUGGUGAGCAUUAAAACCCUGAAGAACAGCAAGAAAGGCCAUGGAGAGACCAUGUCAUACAAAUGGACGUCUACUUUGACAGCACCUACCGGUGAAGAGGUUGCUGAGGGGUGGUACAAGGAAAGCUCAAAGUACAACUUUUCCACACCUACCUUUCAAAGUGGAACUGGAAACUUCACUCAGAUGGUAUGGAAGUCUUCAGAGCGUGCUGGAGUUGGGAUAGCAACAGAUGAGAAGGGCUUGUUCAUCACCGUGGUCUUUUAUGAGCCAGCUGGCAAUAUCACCAACCCUGGCUACUUUCAGGACAAUGUGACACCUGCUGGAAAAUGAGUGCACACUAACACGACCUAGCUCUCCAAGUAAAACCUGGUUGGCAGCACAAAGUUGGGCAGGGUUGAACAUUAAAGUCUAGCUGUGUUUUUCAAAGAUUCCAAAAGGAUGCAUUUUCAUUUAGAAAGAAGGUGGUGGGAUCCUUCAUUUUAUAUUUGUCAAAAUACCUACAAUUCUCACUGGAUUGAAUAUGAUGUUUGCCAAUAUUCUGUGAAGCUUGUCCAAUCUUGCAAUAGUUCCUACAAAAGCAUGCAUUUGAGAGCAAAGCAUGGUUAGAUCAACUACACACAAUAAAAAUUUGUCAUAAUGGAGCUGGGAGGGAUACAGACAUAACAAAAAUAUUUUACUGUACUUUUGCCUUAUUUGUUGUUUCCUGUUGAGCCAAAUACGCUACAUAUCAAAAGGUAAAGGGCUUAAUCAAGUAUUAAUGAGGGAUGUUUUGCAGAGGGAUGUAUAAAUCUAAGGUGUCAUGUAUUUAUCUUAAAUUAAAAUGGAAGAAAUUACAGUUGAUGAUUAAAGAAAUGAUCUAAGAUCUGUUAUAUUUUA